Molecule: messenger RNA, 1100 nt
Organism: Papaver somniferum (opium poppy)
Lineage: Eukaryota; Viridiplantae; Streptophyta; Magnoliopsida; Ranunculales; Papaveraceae
Product: transcription factor MYB73-like
Exons: 1
Coding region: 145-927 (260 amino acids)
Source: RefSeq, a predicted model, not a curated record
AGAUUCUUCUAGCUGUAUAUAUGUCAAUGUUUUGAGCUCCGAGAAGUUCAUUCAUUCAUUCAUCCUUCCAUCUAUUUGUUUUAAUAAACAAACCUUUGUCUUGCAUUUUCAUUUUCAUUUUCCUCUCACUCACUCUCUUCCAAUAUGGAACCACCAAACACGUCUUAUUCAUCGACAAAUUCAGUAUGUUCGUCUUCUUCAUCAGAGUCUGAUUCUAUGUUACUAGGUAGCGGUAAGCACACAAGCACGAUAGGAUCGAAGUCUGAGAGAAUUAAAGGACCAUGGAGUGCUGAAGAAGAUAAAAUACUAACGCGGUUAGUUGAUCAACAUGGAGCUAGAAAUUGGUCACUAGUUAGUCGUUACAUACCGGGUAGAUCUGGUAAAUCAUGUAGGUUAAGGUGGUGUAACCAAUUAAGUCCUAAUGUGGAACAUCGUCCGUUUUCACUGUCGGAAGAUGAGAUCAUUUUAGAUGCUCAAGCUAAAUAUGGCAAUAGAUGGGCUACCAUUGCUAGAUUACUUCCUGGUAGAACUGAUAAUGCUGUUAAGAACCAUUGGAAUUCAACACUCAAGAGAAAACAAAGACAACCUCAACAUCAUCAUCGUCGUCAGUGUAGUAAUGGUAGUAACUGCAGUACUGAUAAUUAUAAUAACAAUGGGGAAGGUUUCAGCAGUAACAAUAAUAACACUACAGGCUUUAUGUUAUCUUCAACAGAAUCCGACCCACCAACAAAUCUUACACUAGCACCACCUGGUAGUAGUUAUUUUGCAGCGCCGGAGAGUCGACAAACGUCGGCAUCAUCGAGGAACGAGAAUGUUUCAGGAGAUGGGUUUUGGGAUGCUAUGAGAGAUGUUAUUGCUAGGGAAGUUAGAAACUAUGUUUCUACAUCUUUUACUUCAUCAACGGAGACAAGUUCUAGGUUUCCUUAAAAAGUGUAGUCAUGAUCUAGUAGUAAUGUACAAUCAUUAGUAGUUUUCGUUUUCGUCCGCUUAAUAAUCUUGUAAUGUGUUUAACUAAUUGGUCUAGUUUAUUAUUUUGAGUCUCAGAAAGAGUUCUUUUGUUUCAUGAAAGUUACUUAACUUAGAUUUUUAAUCUUAUUUAA